Molecule: messenger RNA, 1530 nt
Organism: Vanderwaltozyma polyspora DSM 70294
Lineage: Eukaryota; Fungi; Ascomycota; Saccharomycetes; Saccharomycetales; Saccharomycetaceae
Gene: PGD1
Product: Pgd1p
Exons: 1
Coding region: 1-1530 (509 amino acids)
Biological process (GO): regulation of transcription by RNA polymerase II
Cellular component (GO): mediator complex
Molecular function (GO): transcription coregulator activity
Source: RefSeq, a predicted model, not a curated record
AUGAGUGAAGUCGAGAAAAAUAUAUCUACCAUACUCUCCGGGAAGGUUAAGUUAGAACAAUUGGAGGACACUUUAGGUUUAGAUGAUAAUUCAAGAAAUACUGUCGUCACUGCUAUUUCCCAAGCUCAUGAUUCAAUUUUACCUUUAAGAUUGCAGUUUAAUGAUCUUAUACGACUAUUGUCGCAUAUCGAGGAACAGCCAACACAAACUUCGGAAGAAAAAUAUUUGCUGAUAAGAAGCAAACUGUUAGAUUUAUAUAAAAAUAUUGAAAAUUUAUCAAUCGACGUGAAGCAAUUACAGCCAUUAUUCCAAACAGUAUCUGAAUAUUCGACAAAAUAUAAAAAUAAGAAAUAUCAGCCAUUGGAAACACUCUAUCAAUCAAGUACGGGAGCAACCACGACAAUAACUAGUAGUGCAAAUACAUCCAAUGGUCCAAGCGUAACAGGGUCAACUAGUGCUGGUUCAGCUGCUAAUACUCCGAAUGUUUCUGCAUCCGCUUCUACUACAACAAAGAGGGCUAAAUCCAAUGCUGCUACACCAAGUAGUGCAACAAAUACUCCAAAUGCAAGUGGUGCUUCCGUUGGAACUCCAAAUUCUGCAUCUGCUGGUAUUACCUCAGGGAGUGGCAUUACUCCUAUUCCUACUACAGGUGUUUCUGCAGCUUCAGGUUCGGCUGCCACAACAGCUGCCAGCAUCUCAGCAACUACCCCAACCACCACCACUACUACUGUAAAGAAGCCAAGAAAACCAAGACAACCUAAAAAGACGGCUGCUGCUAACAAGAAGCAGCCCGUUCCUUCACCUUUAAAUUCCCAAAUUCCUCUGAAUACUGCUUCUAUCAACAACAAUAACACUUCUUCUGCAUAUAAUAAUAUGAAGGCAAAUAAUACCAACAUGAAGAUGGCUCCAAAUGCAGGACCAAUGAACAAUCAGGCACAAAUGAUGGGUAAUCCAUCUCCUAAAAAUAUGGUUAACACACCAUUAAACAACAUGAUGGGCUCUUUAGGAGGUGUCAGUCAAGACUAUGGAAUGCAAUUGCAAACUCCAAAUCAACCUACACCUUUACAAAUGCAAAUGGGCCAACAAGGAAUUCAGCAACAGGCCCCUCCAUCACAACAAAUUCCACAACAGUUUAAUAUGGGUAACAUGGGAAACAUGAAUAACAUGGGAAAUAUGAAUAGCAUGGGAAACAUGAACAAUAUGGGCAAUAUGGGCAACAUGAAUAACAUGGGAAACAUGAAUAACAUGGGAAACAUGAAUAACAUGGGUAACAUGGGUAACAUGGGAAAUAUGGGUAAUAUGAAUAAUAUGGGAAAUAUGAAUAAUAUGGGCAAUAUGAACAAUAUAACACCAGCAAGCAUUCUGAGCAUGAAUUUGUCUCUUGAUAACCAAUUACCACAACAACAGCAACAUCCGCAACAAAUAGGACAACAGCCUGACCAACAGGGUAAUAAUAGAAUGGAUACAAAUGAUUUUGAUCUUUUAGAUCUAAACAAUUUAGAUUUCAGUGGAGGAAUGGAUUUUGUUUAG